This is a messenger RNA of Lactuca virosa, 660 nucleotides long. Lineage: Eukaryota; Viridiplantae; Streptophyta; Magnoliopsida; Asterales; Asteraceae. The record is from the annotation of a GenBank genome assembly.
UAUAAAGAACAGCCAAAUCUCUAACUCACAAUCCACACAAUCCGUUUGCUUCUAUUUAAGACCCAUUUCUCUCUUCAAUCACACAGUAGAACACAGCAAUGUCAGGCGGAGCAAAGGUGUUGUUGGUGGCGGUGGUCAUUGCCAUGGUGGCGAGCGUAUUCCUUAAAACGGAGAGUGCAGUGACUUGUCAGUUGGUAGUGAGUAGCCUAACUCCAUGCACCAGCUUCCUGAUUAAAGGAGGUCAUGUGCCUAAAGCAUGCUGUAACGGGGUAAAGUCACUGUAUAAGGACGCAGACACAGUUACUGAUCGCCAGACAGCCUGUCGAUGCAUGGAACAAGCAGCAUUAAUGCUCCCUGGGAUUAACAUCGAUCAUGCUACUGACUUACCUGGGAAAUGCGACGUUUAUAUCCCUUACGAAAUCAGCCCUCUGUUCAACUGCUCCACUGUACAAUAGAAGUAUGACUAUAGGCGAAGGAGGACGUAUAACACUAUAGCGUGAUGAAUAAUAACUAAAGGCGAAGUUCCAUUAGUCUAAGCUAGCUAGAAUCCACUAGCUAUGUUGUUACGACUUACUAGUAGUGUUUUCUUCUUUAAAAACUUGCUUUCUCUAUGAAAAAAUAUAUAUAAAUAUAUAUUCCAUUGUGUUAUAUCAAUUUCCG